Molecule: messenger RNA, 726 nt
Organism: Carassius auratus (goldfish)
Lineage: Eukaryota; Metazoa; Chordata; Actinopteri; Cypriniformes; Cyprinidae
Product: unconventional myosin-Ie-like
Exons: 5
Coding region: 232-669 (145 amino acids)
Biological process (GO): glomerulus development; endocytosis; actin filament organization
Cellular component (GO): cytoplasm; microvillus; actin cytoskeleton
Molecular function (GO): actin filament binding; ATP binding; microfilament motor activity
Source: RefSeq, a predicted model, not a curated record
UUAACUUUGGAGAGCAGACGCUCGCUGCAGCACAGUCAGUGCGCUUGAGCGGUUUACCGGCGCGGUGUACACUAUUAUGGAGCGGCGACACUGGUCCUAAAGAUACAUUUAACAGCACCAGAGGACAAACGAGACUGUGACAUCAACCAGACACUUUUAUUAGACUUAGUUUAUUUUAAUAAUCAGUUACAGAACGGAUUAUAUCAGAAGAUCGGCUGCGCUGAGAUAAACAUGGGGAGCCGGGGAGACUACCGGUACCACUGGCAAAGCCACAAUGUCAAGCAGAGUGGUGUGGAUGAUAUGGUGUUACUCUCCAAGAUCAAUGAGGACGCCAUUGUGGAAAACCUCAAGAAGAGAUACAUGGAUGACUUUAUUUUUACAUACAUCGGUCCUGUACUCAUCUCAAUAAACCCUUUCAAACAAAUGCCUUACUUUGGGGAGAGAGAAAUAGAGAUGUACCAAGGCGCGGCUCAGUAUGAGAACCCUCCUCAUAUCUACGCUCUAGCCGACAACAUGUACAGGAACAUGAUGAUUGAUCGUGAGAACCAGUGUGUCAUUAUCAGUGGUGAGAGUGGAGCAGGGAAGACGGUAGCGGCAAAAUACAUCAUGAGCUACAUCUCCAAAGUUUCAGGUGGAGGUCCUAGAGUUCAGGUGGGUCACAUGGAAUAAGCAGUUAUGAAAACUGUUGUUCAUGCAGAGACACUAUCAGAAUUAGCUAAAGUAAGA